Messenger RNA from Thlaspi arvense, 807 nucleotides. The record is from the annotation of a GenBank genome assembly. Lineage: Eukaryota; Viridiplantae; Streptophyta; Magnoliopsida; Brassicales; Brassicaceae.
AUGGGUCACGGCAAGCACAGGCGAUCGAGAGGAGGCAAUUCGAAUCCAGGCCAAACCAGUAGGACUUAUAAUCUUGAAAGGGAAGCUGAAUCGCUUCCUCUUGAUCAAGAACCUGAGGAUGAAGCACCAGGUCCAAAAGUUCAAUUGGCAAUGUGGGAUUUUGGUCAGUGUGAUGCAAAGAGAUGCACUGGUCGUAAGCUUGCUCGAUUUAACCUGUUAAAAGAGUUACGGGUUAACACUGGCUUCGGAGGCGUUGUUUUGAGUCCCGUUGGUAGACAAUGUGUGUCCAAGGAAGACUACAGUCUGAUUAAAAGAAAAGGAUUAGCCGUUGUUGAUUGUUCUUGGGCUCGUCUAAGUGAUGUACCGUUUGUGAAGCUGCGUUGUACUGCUCCUCGCCUCCUUCCAUGGUUAGUAGCAGCUAAUCCAGUAAAUUAUGGAAGGCCAUGUGAGCUAUCCUGUGUAGAAGCUUUGUCUGCGGCUUUAAUACUAUGUGGGGAGGAGGAAACUGCAAAUCUCUUGCUAGGGAAAUUCAAAUGGGGUCAUGCCUUUUUGUCUCUCAACAAGGAUAUUCUAAAGGAGUACUCGAAAUGCGAGAAUAGUGCUGAGAUCAUCUCAGUUCAAAAUUCUUGGCUUUCACAGCAAACUCAGGUCCCAAAACAACCACCUCCGCUUGAAGAGCGUGUUAGGAAAGAAGGUGAAUCUGGUGGUGAAUCAGAGGAUGAUGAUGAUGGUCUCCCUCCUCUAGAGAGGAACAUGAACCAUAUGAAACUAGAAGACAGUGAGGAAGAUGAUGAAAACAGCGAGUGA